AUGAGCGCCAUCACGCACUCCCAGGCCAUGCGCACCGCAAGCGAAGCAGCUGCGACAGCUUCAUUACCAGCUGAAAGCGAAGAUACCACUAAUGCCAGAAUGCAAAACGGCUCCACCUCGGCAAUCGCCAUCGAAGUCAUGCAUGGCAGGCUGGGAUGUGCUGUGUUUCUCGAGGAGGAACAGCAGUUAUUACUCUGCGAGGAUCUCCCUUGUGAUUUCGCCUUUGACGAUCGCGAUGCUGUGUCCACAGCCCAUAUCGCUGGCCUAAAUAACGAGGUUGCUGGCGCAGAAGGAGUCCCUAUCGCCACUGAUAGUAACGACGUUGCCGUCGGCCAGCCUCCCUAUGGAUACGUUGGCAGCUCGGAACAGCACAAUAGUGUCAUGGAAGUGCGUCCUGCAAAGUACUUUCAAGUGAGCAUAGGUCUGUCGAGCCUCGACGACAUCACCACUUUCAGUCGAACGCACGCUCCGAGCCAGGACGAGUCCUUGUCGGCUCUCGUCGUGCUCGACGCGCGAGUGGCCACCUCGAGAUCGGCCCUCUCCGUAGGACCACUCGUAUCUAGCCUACGCGCUCGAUGCGAAGUGGGUCGUACCAUUGCUCUGGUCCCAUUGUGUCUGGACAGCCACCUGUUCCUCGACGACAAUACGCUCAAGAGCCUUAGUAUCUGCUCCAGCGAUGCGCACGGCUUCGUCCACGCCAAACAGGGUCGAGAAGGAUUCUCCAUUCUAGGUGCGUUGCUAGCCUUCAGGAGCCUCUCCGUGCUCGGUCAUCGCAAAAGUCUGCAGACUGACACCCACAUCUGUCAACAUUCCUCGACCGAAUUCUCCUUCAGCCAUGAUGAGUCUCACAUGCUCAAAGUCAAAGAACAGGGGAAAGUGACUGUCCGAUCUGGCGUCGACACGCAUCUCGAUGAGCUGCGCGAGCAGCAAGUGCGUCUGCCGGGGCAAUUGGAUCGCGUUGCUGCGGAUCUUCGCACCGAGGCCGCCUUCAGGCCAACCAGGACGCUUCACGUCGUAUACUUUCCUCAAAUCGGCUAUCUCAUCUGUGUUCCAGGCGGAGAGAUGAUUGACAUGCAAGCCGAUCCGACAUUGGAGCAGCAAUUUGCGAGCGAGGACUGCGUCUACCUCAAAAACAGCCGCAUGUCGCACCUUGACAAUAGUGUGGGUCCCACAUCUCGACGAACCUAA
Messenger RNA from Pseudozyma hubeiensis SY62, 1188 nucleotides. Its product is annotated as meiotic recombination-related protein. The transcript has 6 exons. The record is from RefSeq and is a predicted model, not a curated record. Bases 1 to 1188 code for a protein of 395 amino acids. Lineage: Eukaryota; Fungi; Basidiomycota; Ustilaginomycetes; Ustilaginales; Ustilaginaceae.